AUGAACUCUGCUCUGAAAAUACACCACGCAAGAGGAGCCGUUACACGAACACUCAUAAACGACUUCUUCAGCCCUUUUGGAACAAUUCGAAAGGUGACUUUGCCGAAUAGGUCUGCGGACUUCGCGAUUGUCGAAUUUACAACGGAACUUUCAGCCAAGAAUGCGAUGAGGGAGUUAGACGGGACUACGCUGAAAAACAUAAAAAAAAGAAACAAAGUCUCCAGGAAUGCUUCAAGCGAGUUUAUUUGGAGCAUAUCGCAGUUAGGCGAAGAGUAUCUGUGGGAGGAGGACAGUAACGACAGGACCAAACUGGAGAAGGAAAUAGUUCGGAAGAAAGUCAGGAAUAUGCAGUACAUUGAGUCUCUAGGAAGUAGCCUCCCCGCGAAAGAGGUUAGGCAGAGGCCUGUUGUGAGAAAUAUGCCCGUGAAUUUAGAGGAGUAG
Nematocida major is the source of this 441-nucleotide messenger RNA. RefSeq lists its product as uncharacterized. Bases 1 to 441 code for a protein of 146 amino acids. Lineage: Eukaryota; Fungi; Microsporidia. The record is from RefSeq and is a predicted model, not a curated record. Gene Ontology annotation, molecular function: RNA binding. The transcript has a single exon.